Molecule: messenger RNA, 9518 nt
Organism: Oryctolagus cuniculus (rabbit)
Lineage: Eukaryota; Metazoa; Chordata; Mammalia; Lagomorpha; Leporidae
Gene: GALNT5
Product: polypeptide N-acetylgalactosaminyltransferase 5
Biological process (GO): protein O-linked glycosylation
Cellular component (GO): Golgi apparatus
Molecular function (GO): polypeptide N-acetylgalactosaminyltransferase activity
Source: RefSeq, a predicted model, not a curated record
ACACACUCUCACAUAACACGGAAGGUGAGAGCUGAAUGAAGUUUGCUGGGUAAUGGCUUGAAAUGUUUUCCUUAUGAGAAGUGGUGUUGAGUUACAGCGUGCAGACCGAGAACGGGGAGGAGAGAAGAAGCAUCAGCCCCAACCAGCCCCCCCUUUUCUUGGGCUUGUAGGAAGGUGGACAAGGGUUCACCGAGAAAACACAAGUGAUAGGUUGAACUAUCUGGUGGCUGGAAUCGCCUGCUCUUGGAAUGACCUAAGGGCAGUGUUUACCAGAGUUCAGCCAGGACCAGCUGAGCAGGCACCGAUGCUCUACUGUGAAAUGCCACGCAGGCAGAGACUGACAAGCAGUAGGAGCUGAGCUUUUCCCUCCGACUGCUGUUUCCUGCUGUGUUCAGGGGAAGGGGUGCUCUCUGGCAACUCUGCAGCUGCUACUUCUACUACUUCGGCUUCCUCUCCACUCAAGGUAAGCAGGCUCCAAGGGAGGGCAGGCUGCAAGGGAAGACUUUGCAUCAUGAACAAGAUCCGAAAGUUUUUCCGAGGAAGUGGGCGAGUCUUGGCAUUUAUAUUUGUAGCUUCUGUCAUCUGGCUGCUCUUUGACAUGGCAGCUCUCCGCCUCUCAUUCAGUGAGAUCAACACUCGGGUCCUCAAGGAAGACAUUGUGAGGAGGGAGCAGAUAGGAUUCAGGGCUCAGCCCGACCAAACGAAGAUCCUUUACAGCAGCAAUAAAGAAGUAAAGCCUCCACUGAGAGGACAUGGGAAGGGGGCGUGGGACAAAGAGCACUUCAGACAGACAGAGGAGAGAGUGCUCAAGGGUGAGAAGGACUUGCACCAAACCCAGCCAGAAAGGAAAAUGCAAAAUGCCCUGGGAGGGGAGGACAAAGUUUUGCCUUUGUGGCAUCCUGCCCAACUGCAGACCCACCCAGUGACUCCUACCAAUCAGAAGACAGAAGGGAGAGGCACCAGACCUGAAGCCUCCUCCCGCCAGGUGGCAACAAAGGAAACCGCAGCUCGGGGGGCUCAGAAAACCCCAUUCAGAGAAGGCAGAGGAGCUCCAUUGAACAAAACAUCAGUACACACAGGACCUGUUGAUAUAAAACAGGAGGACCUAAAGAGUCCCAGUCCCAGCAGUGACACAUCAAAACAAGCAGCUGAAAGGGACCUGAAUGGGACCAUUGGCCUUAGAACUGACCCGUCAAAGCAGCAAUCACAGGCCGUGGCAAAUGAGAGGGCACACCCUGUCAGCCCACCCGUGCCAAAAUUCAGUGAAGCCAUAACCUUAAGGAAAACUGAGACUCAGAGUAAGGAACUAAAGGCAAAUAAACACAAAGCCAAUAAGGGUCUUCCUUUUUCCAAGUUCCUUGCCAAUUCCAAUCUCCUAAAGAAACAAUCUAUUAAUGAGACACAGUUGGGCAUCUUGCCAAAGGAUGAUGGAACUGAAGUGGCUCGUGCAAAGAAACUCAAUUUCUCUGAAAGCCAUGUUGUGAUUAUAACCAAGGAGGAGGAGCUGAAGACAGAUACCAAACAAGUCCCCAACUCUAAAACCAAAAUUUUGUUUCCUAAAGUCCUGGGUGCAAUCCAAAGUAAACACAUUCCCAGGAGUAGAAGUCAGGCAUCUUUUCCUUUACUCGCCUCACAGAGAGCCACUGUGUCUCAGACCAACCAAGCCUUAGCUAAAGGGACAGCACCAGCAAAAACCAACUUCACUGCCCAGGCCCAGCCUGCGGGACACAAUCAAAGUCGAAUAGAAGCCCUUUCACCAGAGGACAGGGGGAUGCACCAAGUGUUGAGAAUUGAUGUGACACUUUCUCCAAGGGACCCCCAAGCCCCAGGUCAGUUCGGACUGCCUGUAGUUGUUCCCCAUGGAAAGGAGAAAGAGGCAAAAAGAAGAUGGAAAGAAGGAAACUUCAACGUCUACCUUAGUGAUUUGAUCCCAGUGGACAGAGCCAUUGAAGACACAAGACCAGCUGGGUGUGCAGAACAGCUCGUUCACAACAACCUCCCAACCACCAGUGUCAUCAUGUGCUUUGUGGAUGAGGUGUGGUCCACUCUCCUGAGAUCUGUGCAUAGUGUCCUCAACCGUUCUCCUCCACAUCUCAUCAAGGAAAUUCUCCUGGUGGAUGACUGCAGCACCAAAGACUACCUAAAAGAUAAUUUGGAUAAAUACAUGUCACAGUUUCCAAAGGUUCGGAUUCUUCGCCUCAAAGAGAGACAUGGCUUAAUAAGAGCCAGGUUGGCAGGGGCACAAAAUGCAACAGGCGAUGUGCUGACAUUCUUGGAUUCUCAUGUGGAAUGCAAUGUUGGGUGGUUGGAACCACUUCUGGAAAGGGUUUACUUAAGUAGAAAGAAAGUGGCCUGUCCAGUAAUUGAAGUCAUCAAUGACAAAGACAUGAGUUACAUGACAGUGGACAACUUUCAAAGAGGCAUCUUUUUGUGGCCCAUGAACUUUGGUUGGAAAACAAUUCCUCCAGAUGUCGUUGCAAAGAACAAAAUUAAAGAAACCGAUAUAAUAAGGUGUCCUGUCAUGGCAGGUGGAUUAUUUUCUAUUGACAAGAAUUAUUUUUUUGAACUUGGAACAUAUGACCCUGGCCUUGAUGUCUGGGGUGGGGAAAAUAUGGAGCUGUCAUUCAAGGUGUGGAUGUGCGGUGGUGAAAUUGAGAUCAUUCCCUGUUCUCGUGUGGGCCACAUCUUCAGAAACGACAACCCGUACUCCUUCCCCAAAGACCGGAUGAAGACCGUGGAGAGGAACUUGGUGCGAGUUGCCGAGGUCUGGCUGGAUGAGUACAAGGAGCUCUUCUACGGCCACGGCGACCACCUCAUAGAGCAAGGGCUGGACGUCGGCAACCUCACCCAGCAAAGGGAACUUCGGAAGAAACUGAAAUGCAAAAGUUUCAAGUGGUAUUUGGAGAACGUCUUUCCCGACUUGAAAGCUCCCCUUGUGAGAGCUGGUGGUGUGCUUAUUAAUGUGGCCUUGGGGAAAUGCAUUUCCAUUGAAAACACCACAGCCAUCCUGGCAGACUGUGAUGGGAGCAGUAAGCUUCAACAAUUUAAUUAUACCUGGUUAAGAUUUAUCAAGCACGGAGAAUUGUGCCUAGCCUCCAUUCCUGACAAAGGAGUCCUAAUCCUGAACCAUUGUGAUAGUAGAAGCCAAGGGCUGAAAUGGCUGCAUAAAUCAGCAUCAGCCUUACACCCAAAACUGGUGAAUCACAUUAUUUUUGAAAACUAUCAUCAGUUGUUAUGCUUAGAAGCAAAUUUUUCUCAGAAGACCCUGAAUGUAGCUGCUUGUGAUGCAAUGAAGCCACAUCAAAAGUGGAAAUUUGAAAAGUAUUUUGAAGACUGAAGAGGAAUCAAUACUUUUAUCUAAUAAUUCUGUUAGAUGCUGUGAAAAUAACAAUGGACUUGGUGACUGUAUUUCUCCAGGGUUGUUUAAAUUUUUAAUUUUAGUAGCAUUUGAAUGGAAGAGUUGAAAUUACAAGAGAUGACUCAGGGAAGCAGUCCAUCAUUGGACUGGAGUCCUUCUACAACACGAUGUGGCCUCUUAAAUUGCCACUUUCCCACCCUGUGUGGGCAUUGGUUCUGCAAGUUGCUCCAUCUGUGAUUACAGGGAACCAGGAAUGAAGACAGGCCACUUGAAGAAGCUCACAAUGAUACUCACAAUGAUUGUGUUUGAUAACAGCCAGUUCUUUUGACCCACAAGUAGGUAUAAUCAAUGAGAGCUUGGUCUUUGAUUUGCCAUUUUUAAAAUACAGCCAAAACUGCUUGGGUUUAUAUAGAAAGAAAGAUAAUACAUCUAUAACCCUGAGUACAUCUAUCCAGACUACAUGCUUGUUUUCCUGAUUGUUUGAAAUAGUAUUGACCAACGAUUAAAGACCCUCCUUGAUCUAGAUUACCAAAUAAUGCUUUUUCACAGUCUGAGGAGGUGUAAAACGUUUUGCAGAAGGAAGAGUCUUCAAAUACUUAUUCAGUGCUAGGUAUGGGCAUUGUUUUAGCUCAUUUUGUGCUUUUAAAGCUAUACUUUAAAAAAAUUGUCAUACAAGUAACUUCCUAGACUUACAUGAGUAUUAAAAAAAAAGGCAAAGAUGGAGAAGCAGAAUCACAACUCACCAUAAUAACCAAAACAUUUAAUCACAGAAUACCUUCUAAGUAUGGAACAAGUGGAGAGAGUUGAAGUUACCAAAGCAAAAGCAAAGUGAUGAAAAAUAUUGUUUCUUUGAUAUGGAAAUAACAAUAUACUUUAGAUUUAGCAACAUUCACAAUGAUGAAGUAUGCAAAAAAAAUGGACUCUAGCAGAUUUAGAAGAACAAAUAAAAUGGAGGAAAUGUAAUGAAAAGGAAAGAGAAAGAGGUAAACAACUCUUUGGGAGAGAGUCAAGGAAAAGUUUCCCUGGACUUGGCCAAAGGAGAAGGGAGAUCUUGUGCCACCAGCAAGAAUUAAACAGCAAAGCCCUCAGUGUGGACACAAUGACACAUGGACAAAUUUGGAGGAAAAUUCAAUAUUUCUUUGAUCCAAAUUGAGCCUCUAAUCUUAAGCAUACCAAUAUUUAGACAUGCCAAAGAGAUCUGAGAGUUUAGGAUAUUAUUUAUAAAUGCGUUAUUAAUGAUAAAUUGAUGCCCAAAAGACUAAUUACUUGUCUAAAAAUCCCAAGCAAGUUACUAAGAGAAUCAAGAUUAGAAUUCAGAUCUCCAGAUAGGGGUCAUUGUCCUGCCUCAGAUCAUUGAACUUAGACACAUGUGCCUGCAUGGUAUUAGAAAGACACAUAACCCUCUUUCCUGGAUCUUUUCCUGAAUCUCUGGAGGAAGCUCUAUUCUUGUAAUAUUAAAAUUUUUUUAACCUCUAUUAAGUUCAGGUGGUGGUAAAACUGUUCAUAUUUAGUUCUGACCUCCUAUUUCACAUUAAAUUUUAAUUCCAAACUAAUUAGUGAAAAGUAGAGCUAUAACUAAGGAUGGGAAAAAGAAACAUUUUUGCACAUUUGUGAUGUGCUUAAGAUACUUUAUUCAAAUAACUGAUUAUUGCAGCUGAGAUUGGAGAAUAGAUGAUGAGAUAAUUCUUUUCAAAAAUAGCCAUGUGAGAUAAAAAAAACACGUCAGUAACCAGUUGAAUUAUUGACCAAGAUGAAUACUUUGUGUACCUGUGUAAUUCUUCACACCACUAAAAAACAGGAUAUGCCUUUCCUCAGGUCUAGUGACUCUUGUUAUCCAAAAGCAGUUUUCAGGAAGAAAAAUCAACUCCUCUCAGAAAAUGAUAAUUCAUGUUUUGGGUACAUUUACCUUUGGGUAUACCAGCUGAGAAACUUGAAUGCUUUUCUCAAAAGACUAUAUAGUCUAUUCAAUGUGUGUUCUUCCUAACUUUGACAUACUCAUUAUAAAAAGCUAUGUUUAAAUCUAUGUUAUCUAUAUAAAAAAAGAUAGUUUUCAGACAUGAUAUAUUUGUUUUGGGUAAAAUUUUAAACUGUUGUUACCAUGCAAUUACUCAGUUACUCCAACAUGCAAGGAACCAGUCCCUAGUUGGGCAUCAGUAUGAGCCUAACCCUGAGGAUAUUCACUCAUUAUGAAACCUACUACCAAUAUAUUUUUUUCUGAACAUUACCCCGUAAAUUUUGUUUUCAGAAGACUGAGAUUAAGGUUAAAUGCUAGAAGUUCUCUGGUAUUUCUUUUUUUUAAGAUUUAUUUAUUUAUUUGAAAGUCAGAAUUACACACAGAGAGAAGAAGAGACACAGAGAGAGAGAGAGGUAUUCUUUUUUUUUUUUUCCCAAAUGGUUCACUCUGAUGCUGGCCGCAACACCCGGAGCUGCGCCAAUCUGAAGCCAGGAGCCAAGAAAUUCUUCAGGGUCUCCGAUGCGGGUAUAGGGGCCCAAGGACUUGGGCCAUCUUCCAUUGCUUUCCCGGCCAUAGCACAGAGCUGGAUUGGAAGUGGAGCAGUCUUGGUCUCAAAUCAGCGCCCAUAUGGGAUGGUGGCACUGCAGGCAGUGGCUUUACCUGCUUUGCCAUAGCACCUGCCCCGGGUCUCUGGUAUUUCUAAUGAUAAACUCUUGGAUGGGACAUAUUAGGGACCUAAUCAGCAUUGAUUUGUUCAGAAGAGGCUGUGCUAUUGGGCCUUCAGAGCUUUCCCUGGAUUGGCUUAGGUUACUUUUUUUUUUCUCAAAAAAAAUAUGUCUACAACUUGAACACAAGGGUAGCCUUGGUGAAUAUUUAACAGGAUUUGUUUGAUCCAAAAAUGAGUUUGCCAAACCCUCUAAGUGCUUCUGCAUCUUUCAGCAAAAUUCCUUUCUCUUUUUCAGGAGUUACCUAGGUCUUUCACCCUACUUUUCUGUAGGAUGUCACAGAUGCUGUUGGUAAAACCAUAUUUUGUCACCAGCAUCAAAUUUGCUCAAUUCUGCUUGCUGACAUUCAAUCAGCUGUCAUUCACAGGGCUGCAAGUCACCAUGUGCCACGAUCACAAUGUAUCAUUAGCUUUGCUGCACUAAUUUGGAAACAUUCUCUUAGAUAUUAAAACUCCUUACUUCUAGCAUUGCCUUAGGGAUGAUAGAAGGACAAAAGUACACAUAGCAGUUGGUGGGAAUUUAGUAUUCCCAGUCACUCUUGAUUUCAUGAAUGGCUUAUAAUGAUUGUCAGAGAUUCUUAUGCAAGAGAAUGGAGUUGAGGCACACCAGAUAGCACCAUCUUUAUUUGUUCUAACAUUUCUAAUUUAACUUUCACAUUCAGAACACAGGAAAGAAAUUAUACCUCAGAUGAGAGCCUGAACGUCUUAGAUUUUUAAAAAGGCAAUUCAAGGGGUGAAGAGAAAAGAAAGAGGAACUAAUUUUCAUUGCAUACUCACUGUGUGCUGGGCACUGCAUGUGCUCUGUCUCAUGAUGUGUCUAAUACAGUAAGGUGGCUCUCAUUCUCCUCAUUACACAGACAAGGAAGAUGACUCCCCAUAAACUGAUGAGGCAUUUGUUCUUUCCACUAUCAAGAUAUAAAAUGGAGUAUCCAUUCUGUCUGGCUUGAAAAAAUAAUUUGUUCCACUUUGUCAUGCAGCAUUAAUUCUUCUUUUACCUUUUUUUUUUAAUGGGACAGCUAAUAUAGAUGGGCUUAGUUACAAAAUCCCUUAGCUGCAGAGUAUUGAUGGCAUGAAUGAUGGAAUGAGGUGGAGUCAAAUCUCUGUGGUCUCUCUUGGGUGCUGAGUAGAGAGGAAACAGAAGCUGGGCUUCUCUCUUUGGUAAACAACUGACAUGUAGGUGCCUACUCUAACAUGAUUUUCUAUGAUCUAUCUCCUUAACUUCAUGUGGAACCUGUCCUUUUCCAUCUCUUAGACUGAACAUGAGACAGGGAAAUUAACAUGUAGAGAGUUUCUUCUCUGUGAAUAUUCCCCCAACUUUUAAGCAAAGUUGACAGAUCUCUCAAUUUGAACAGAGAUAGGACAUUAAAAAUUGGAGUCCUUCAAUUUAAAAUAUAUACCAUAUUUCUACUCAUUGCAUAGAUUGUCAUUUUUAAUCAACAUUGUCAGAGUUACUCAACAAUGGCUAAAAGCUAAAAUGCCUUGAAAAGAAACACUAACCAAUGCUAUUAUAAAAAAUAUUUAUUUUCUGACAGAGAACCAUUCCAUGGACAUAUUUGAAUAAGUGAUGUGAAGUAUUAUAUAUCCCUGAUGAGGUCUAGUGGAUGGUAUUUCUGGGGUGGAUGGUGCCUAUAUCUGAAAGAAUGAAGUAAAUACUGUAGAAUUUGGUGGAUUUCAUGUCUCUAUUUUCAACCUAAUGGGUCAACUAAUGGUUACUAUUCCAAUUAGGCUCCCUUUGCAAUUUUAUACAUUGCUUUGAAAAAACACAAACACUAAUGAAAAUUCUGGUUUUCCAUCACUUAAAGCAAAUUCUACUAUGCUGAUUUCCUCAUGGUGAUUUUUGCUGGUUGACAUCAAAUUAAAAAUUAAUUUAUUUGAAAUCAGAAGAUUUCUAUUUUAUUAUUGACAGAUACUGUCAGCUUAAGAAUAUUGAUGUAAGUAUCUCUGUAAAUCAAGCCUUUAUAUUAGAUGUUGAGAUUAAGAAUUUUGAUAUCAUGAAUAGUCCUUUAUCUUACCACUCAAAAAUAUUAAUUUUUAUAAAUAAAAGAUCCUUCAAAAAGAUUAUGCAAGACAAGUAUUAAGAAAAUUCUAUGCCUGGAUAUAAAAAUUUUGUACCAAAAUUAGCUUCUCUUUUCAUUCAAUGCUCCACAAACUUUUUGAAGCAAACUUCAGUAUCUGUGUGGUUAUACAUAUGUUAUGUGUGUGGGUGUCUCUACCUGAUUUUUUGAAUUGGGAAAAAAAUAAAACAAUGAAUUAUAACAUAAUGAAAAUGUAAAAAAAAUUGGAUGUGUUGAACUCUCUUUUAGGGGAAUAUAUAUAUAUAUAUAUAUGUAACUUUGUCCACAACUGACCUUCUGAACAAAAGUAUCUAAACUGGACUUUCAUUCUGGAUACUGUUUUCCAAACUUGAAAGAGUAAUCAAACCAAAUUAUCAGGGUACUUAUUACUCAGUUUAGCAUUAUGCAUAUGCCCUAAUUCCUCUUCUUCAAACAACUGUCCAAAAGAUGAUAGUAGCUAAAGGAAAUUGGUUUUAAAAUAAGAGAUUGCCAAAUUAGUGAAUUUUGUUAUUGUACCUGAAAACAAUUGUAGGUGAACAAGAUUGAAACUGUGGCAUAUAAAGGAUUUUGGAGUGAAAUUGGACUUUUUUUCCUAUUUAAAAUUUAUACAAAGGGAACAAAUUUAGUGUGUGUCAUAUAAAGUAUCUGUUUUUUGCCACUGACCAAUUGAAAUAUAAAGAACCAAGUAUAGAAUUUUAAAUUUCCAGGUAAAAGUCCAAAGUAGUUUCAGAAUCUAUUUGCAUUUCUCCUGAGCUGUUAGUUAGAUGCUAGAUGUCAUCAUUCAGUUUUGUGGUUUGCCAUGCAUAUAGAUGAUUUCUUCUGCCCAUUACUGUCCAUGCCAUGCUGUUUGUGUUGAAUGGCCCAAUCAUCUCAUUUUCUUCAUGAACUCUACAUACAUUGUCAUGUUCAUUUUUAUUGUGUUAUGUUACUGUCUGAUAUUUUAAUAUUGGUAAUUAUAACUUUUGGCAUUUUUAUAGUACUCUUGUUUUUAUGGUGCAGUGAAUGUUUGUAUUUUAAGGAAUGUGGUUGCCUUCCUCAAAUGGUCAAACAUAUUUCUUCUUUAUGAUACUCCUGUGUUUCAUCCUUUUCCAUAAUUCUCUAUUAUUACUUACAUGUUAAAUGUUUUCUCUAUUGUUUUGAAAAACGUAAACAUCCAUUCUCCAUUUGAAAAUGUGCCAAAAGUACUACCCCAUGUAAAUAUGCAGAAAAAAUUACUAUGAAAAUGUCCACAUAGUUGCAAUGAAUUAUCUUGAUGACUACAAAGAUAAUUAUAUGUUUUUUCAAGUUGUUGGCAUUAAUAUGCACCUAAAACAAUGUGUUUCUUUAAAAAUUAUAGAAAUUUUCCAUCUAUGCUACAUAUUUUCCACUAGAAAUUCUGUAUCUAAUUUCAUAUACAAUCAUUUUAAGAUCUUUUUGAAAUAAAUAACA